UGCGGGCCUGUAGUGACUAUGAUUUUGUCUCUUCGGAGCAGAAAUAGGUAUUAAACCAGGAGGCAUUCAGGUGUAUGCAUGACAGCAAGGUGAUUGUAAUGAGAGGUACAGUAUGUCGAGAAUGCUGCCCGGUGGUUGUGAUGAUGACAUGGCUUAUUAUGUCUAAUGAACUGCGGUAAAAAAAAAGAAAAAAGGAUUGUCUGUUUCAGUCGAAGUGAUACGUCGUCGCGCUUGAGCAUCCAAACCGAAACAGCACGACGUGUUUACUGUGUCAACUCUCACAGGUGUAGCGUACACACGACUGCUGAAGUGGCAGGACGAGAGGAGCAAGCAGCGGGCAGUAAGAGACUAAAGCUAAGAGGAUAAACAUAAGUAGCAUCCUCUUCCAAGUGGUUAGCUAGCUCCACUGGAUCGCUCAGUGAAAACCUAAGUAUGGAUCAGCCAGACGUGUAAUUCGUGGCAAUGGUUUUAAAGCCAUCAUAACUUGCGGUGGCCUACGUGCCAGAAUGAAGAAAAGCGAAACCUUGAGCUUGGAGGCCAUGUGGGGUUUGACAGUCUUCCAGAUCAGUUGGUCAGCAGAUCAGUCGCUCAGGGUUUCUGCUUCAACAUCCUCUGUGUGGGUGAGACCGGGAUAGGCAAGUCAACGCUAAUGAACACUCUUUUCAAUACAAUAUUUGAAAAUGAGGAAGCCAGUCACUAUGAGAGUGAGGUAAAGCUGCGCCCACAAACGUACGAUCUGCAGGAGAGCAAUGUCAACCUCAAGCUGACCAUCGUGCACACUGUGGGGUAUGGAGACCAGAUCAACAAAGAGGACAGCUAUAAACCCGUUGUUGAGUAUAUCGAUGCCCAGUUUGAAAGGUACCUUGAAGAGGAGCUAAAAAUAAAACGCUCCUUGUUUAACUGCCAUGACACAAGAAUCCACAUCUGCCUGUAUUUUAUUGCUCCCACCGGACACUCCCUGAAGUCCCUCGACCUUGUCACAAUGAAGAAACUGGACAGCAAAGUGAACAUCAUCCCUGUUAUUGCAAAGGCAGACACGGUAUCCAAGAGUGAAUUGGACAAGUUAAAGAUUAAGAUUAUGAGUGAGCUGGUCAGUAAUGGUGUGCAGAUUUAUCAGUUCCCUACAGAAGAUGAAGCCGUUGCAGAGAUCAACUCCUCCAUGAACACUCAUCUUCCCUUUGCUGUGGUUGGAAGUGUAGAAGAUGUUAAAGUAGGAAAUAAGAUGGUGAAAGCAAGGCUGUACCCCUGGGGAUCAGUCCAGGUCGAGAAUGAAAAUCAUUGUGAUUUUGUGAAGCUGAGGGAGAUGCUACUGCGUGUGAACAUGGAGGAUCUCAGAGAGCAAACACACUCUCGGCACUAUGAGCUCUACCGUCGCUGCAAGCUAGAAGAGAUGGGCUUCAAGGACACCGACCCUGACAGCCAGUCAUUCAGUCUUCAGGAGACAUACGAAGCCAAGAGGAAGGAAUUCCUUGUGGAUCUGCAACGCAAAGAGGAAGAGAUGAGACAAAUGUUUGUCAACAAAGUCAAGGAAACAGAAGCAGAGCUGAAGGAAAAGGAAAAAGAGCUCCAUGACAGGUUUGAGCAGCUUAAGCGGAUGCACCAGGAAGAAAAGAAAAAUCUGGAGGAGAAAAGACGGGAACUGGAGGAAGAGAUGAAUGCCUUCAACAGAAGAAAGGUUGCAGCUGAGACACUGAUGGGACAGGCUCUCCAAGGCUGCUCACAACCAUUCAAGAAGGACAAGGACAAGAAGAACUUCUUUAGUCUUCCAUCUGCGUGCUCCCUAACCUCAGGAAGGAAUUUGAAUUAGAAGACUUUCUACCACAUCAUAAGAUCACAGACUAACAAUGGAGUGUAUUAUUUUUUACAUUGUGAGACAACAAUUUUAUAGAAAUGCACUUAAUAUCCUUGGAAGUAAGUCAGUCUUAAGUCUUCCAUGUCUACUAAACUCUCCCUUGAGCUUUUAAGCAGCGCUCUGUAGCAUGGUCUCUGCAUGGCUCCUAACCUUCAUUCCUGAAAGUAUUAAAAAAUCUUCAUUGCCAAAAUCCCCCCACCCCACUUUUCUAAAUUGUUGUGCAAAAAUGUUCUUUCAUUUGCCAUGUUAUGCUUGUAGUUUUUGAUCGAUGACAAUUUACACUGUGAAACAUACAUCAUAAAGCUACAUUAUAUUGCUGGUAAAUGUUGUACAGACAGUACAUUAUGUUAUGAUUUAAUAGCACUUUAAUAGUACAAAUACUGUCUUUAGGCAUUGUAAAAGUUGUCAUAUCAUAUUCACGUGUCGGCCCUUAUGUUGUGUACAAAAGAUCUGGUUAGGAAUAUUUUAUAGUUUAAAAAAAUAUAUAUAUACAUAUAUAUAUAGAUAUAUAUGUGUGGUUAAGCCUGGUUGUAGGCCUAUGUAAAUUCUGGAUCAAAUCUCUGAAUGUUAGUAACACGGUGGGUGUGUGUGGGCCCACUUGCAGAUUUGUGUAUCCUGAUGCAAUAAAGAGUUACUUUAUUGUACAUGUGGCU
This is a messenger RNA of Scatophagus argus, 2505 nucleotides long. RefSeq names its product septin-8-A-like. Gene Ontology annotation, biological process: cytoskeleton-dependent cytokinesis. The coding region runs from base 650 to 1807 and encodes 385 amino acids. Gene Ontology annotation, molecular function: molecular adaptor activity; GTP binding; GTPase activity. The record is from RefSeq and is a predicted model, not a curated record. The transcript is spliced from 10 exons. Gene Ontology annotation, cellular component: microtubule cytoskeleton; septin ring; septin complex. Lineage: Eukaryota; Metazoa; Chordata; Actinopteri; Scatophagidae.